This is a messenger RNA of Melanotaenia boesemani (Boeseman's rainbowfish), 4398 nucleotides long. RefSeq names its product oxysterol-binding protein-related protein 1-like. NCBI's taxonomy places the organism in Eukaryota, Metazoa, Chordata, Actinopteri, Atheriniformes, Melanotaeniidae. Gene Ontology annotation, molecular function: protein binding; cholesterol binding. The record is from RefSeq and is a predicted model, not a curated record. Bases 357 to 3257 code for a protein of 966 amino acids. Gene Ontology annotation, cellular component: membrane; cytosol; intracellular membrane-bounded organelle. The transcript has 27 exons.
GAUCAAAUUUCGGCUGAGAAGUGUUGUGCUUCUAAACCAGAUCAGUGUCAGACUUAAGAUUUGAUGUGAGUGCGUCUCAGUCUGAUCAAACUAGCAUAUCAGUAGUAUACACGCUCAUUUUUCCCAUUGGCACCAUUAUUUUGGGAACGUCGCGCAACGUUUAUGGGAGAGGACUGAGGCUGAUGUUAAAAAGUGAUAUGGUAGCAACUACAGUUCAACUUUAAGACUUUAUUUGUAGUCUGGAAUCUCUUUUCAUCUGUUACCUUUAAUAUUUGUUUAACAAGCCGCGGCUAAUUUGCGUAAAUCAUCGUGGACGUGGAUCUAAAGUCGCGUAACUUGUCCAGAAAAGUUCAGUGAUGGAGGAAGACACACGGGAAGAUCAGCUUCUCUUAAAUGCUAAAGAGGGCAAUUUUCUCCUUAUUCAGAGGCUGCUUCAGUCCAGGAUUGACCAAAACGGCUCUUUUAAUAUCAACCGCAGAUCUUGGUCUAAAACCACUUCAGGCUGGACAGCCCUACAUCUGGCCUGUAAUUUUGGCCACAAGGAUGUUGUGGAGGAGUUACUAAAGGCAGGGGUCAAUGUGAAUUUGCAGGAUGAUAUGGGCGACACACCUCUACACAAAGCAGCUUACACUGGAAGAAAGGAAAUUGUUCUGUCGUUGCUUCGUUAUGAUGCCUGUGCCAACAUAAUCAAUGGAACGGCUCAAAUCCCUAAAGAUGUCACAGAGGAUGAUGAAAUCAUUACAAUGCUGGAGGCUGCAGAGAGGAGGGAGAUGAGACGGCGAGAGGAGAAGCUUUUAGGAGCUGCCAGAGAGGGGGACCUUUCCAGUCUGUCUAAAUUGCUCAGUCAUAAAGAAGCUCCAGAUAUCCACUGUAGGGAUUCAGUGGGGAACACAGCGUUACACUGUGCAGCCUACAGGGGGCAGAAGCAGUGCGUCAUAAAGCUGCUUAAGUCUGGAGCCAGCCCAAGUGCCAAGAACAACAAUGAUCAGACACCACUGGAUCUGGUUCGUACUGACGAACUGAAGCAGAUUCUGGCAGCCUAUCAAGACAAGGAUGUGAGCAGUGGGGUGCAGAAGGUUGAGGGGCCUCUUUGGAAGAGUUCCCGCUUUCUUGGAUGGCGAUCUCAUUGGGUGGUGAUUGAAAAUGGAACCAUCUCCUGGUACCCCAGGCAAGCUGAUGCACAGGCUGAUGCUCGAAAACAGGGCUGUAAGUCUCUUUCACAAGCCUACUGCAUGGUCAAACCAUGGGAUCAUUGCUUCUUCAUGCUCAGGUGCUUCGAUGACACUGUGCAUAACUUUAAAGUCCCCUCUAAGAUAGACUCAUUGGCAGCUAGAAAAAAAUGGUUGGAUGCUUUGGAAGAGCAUGCAUCCUACAGCACUCGGCACUGUAAUCAAGGUCAGAUCAUUUAUGAUGGAGAUUUUGAUGUUGAUUUGGAAAUGGGGAAUCUGACACAAGCAGUUCAGGCAGCCAAAGUCUGCCAGCAGAAACUGGAAAGUGAAGUGUUAAUAUUUGAAUCUAUGGUGAAGAAUGAGGGAAAUUUAGCUUUGGCUGCACCUCUUCUAUUGAAAGUCAAAGAGACCAGUAAACUUUCCAGUGAAACUUGUGCUGCCCUCAAGACAUGCCUAGAACUGCUGUCAAGACAAGAAGAGGUGUGGAGCCUAAAGUUAGAGCAGGAGGAGGAGAAGAACAAAGCUCUGACAGAAGCUCUGCAAACUUUGGCAACUGAGAACCACGAGACUGUGUGUAAGAGCAGGAGGUCGUCUACUCUCACUACCCUCACAGAAGAUGACUUCUAUGAUGCUCAGUCAGAGUCUGAGUCGGAGCUCUCUGUGAGCGGCUUCCUGUCUGUGGCCAGUUACUCCUGCGAAGAGGACGAGGACAGAGACACCCCUCUUAACAGCCUCCACAAUCCUAGCGCAUACAGGGGGGCUUGCGGAAUGUCAGGAGAGGGUAACCGUGGCAACCAACCAGCCCAGAACAAUGGAGUCAAGAAGCACAGAACAUCCUUGCCGGCUCCAAUGUUCUCCAGGAAUGAUGUUAGCAUCUGGAGUAUCCUGAAAAAAUGCAUUGGGAUGGAGUUAUCAAAGAUUGCCAUGCCUGUUGUAUUUAAUGAGCCUCUGAGCUUCCUCCAGCGGCUUACAGAAUACAUGGAGCACACCUACCUCAUCCACCAGGCCAAUGCAGCAACAGACUCUGUUGAAAGGAUGAAGUGUGUUGCCGCCUUUGCCGUGUCAGCUGUAGCCUCACAGUGGGAUAGAACAGGGAAACCCUUCAACCCACUGCUGGGGGAGACAUAUGAACUGAUCAGAGAUGAUUUGGGCUUCAGGUGGAUGUCAGAACAAGUUAGCCAUCACCCUCCUAUCAGUGCCUUUUACGCUGAGGGCCUCAAGGAGGAUUUUGUCUUCCAUGGUUCCAUAUAUCCCAAACUUAAGUUCUGGGGAAAGAGCAUAGAAGCCGAGCCCAAAGGCGUCAUCACACUGGAGCUCCCCAAACACAACGAAUCUUAUACUUGGACAAACCCCACCUGUUGUGUUCACAACAUCAUCGUUGGCCAGCUUUGGAUCGAGCAGUAUGGCAACGUGGAAGUGAUCAAUCACAAAACUGGGGAAAGAUGCAACAUAACAUUCAAGCCUUGUGGCCUCUUUGGAAAAGAGCUCCAUAAAGUUGAGGGAUACAUUCUUGAUAAAAGCAAAAAGAAGCUGUGUGCAAUGUAUGGCAAAUGGACCGAAUGCCUCUACGUCAUUGACCCUGCUACUUUUGAUGCCCACAAAAAGUCAGAUAAAAAGAAUUCAGAGGAAAAAAAGAGCAACAAAGAGUCUCAGAGCAGUGUUGACGAGGAGCCUGAAGAGAUGCCUCCACCAGAUGCUGAGACAGUCCAGGUCAUCCCCGGCAGUGAGCUCAUCUGGAAGAUAACUCCUCGACCAGACAACUCAUCCAAGUUCUAUGCAUUCUCCACAUUCGCCAUGCAGCUAAAUGAGAUGGACAAGAGCAUGGAGGGAGUCCUUCCUCCCACAGACAGUCGCCUCAGACCAGACAUCCGUGCCAUGGAGAACGGAGAUAUAGAUUCGGCGAGUGCGGAAAAAAAGAGGCUUGAGGAAAAACAGCGAACAGCCCGAAAAAAUCGCUCUAAAUCAACAGAGGAAUGGAAAAUAAGGUGGUUUCAGCAAGGACCCAACCCUUACAACAAAGCUCAGGACUGGCUCUACUUGAAAGGCUACUGGGACAGGAAUUACAGUCAACUGCCUGACAUCUACUAAAUGUAAAAAUCUGCACAGGUAUACACACGGAUAUCUGUUUUCCCACCUUUGGACUCCGCCUGCUGCUCUGGGGAUUGCACUCCCAACGUUUAGGAACAACAUAAAGAAGUCUAUAUAGAACUGCAGGUUGAGUAUGGGGUUCACUUUGAGGAGAACAUGCUUUAAAAAUGCAGUGACACACUGUUUGAACUCAGAGGUAUCUCAUUUUCUUUGGUCUGUGUGAUAAAUAAGGCACAAAACUUUUUUUUUUUUGCUUAUUUAUUGUGGUUUAUGACCACUUACAUGAGGUGUUAGCAUGUAGUGGAAAAACUAGAAUGUAUUUGAGAAAUAUUACAUGUUAGAUGGUGUGUUUUAAACAGAAACCUCAGCUUAACUGUUAUUUUGUCCAAAAUUCUCUCUGUCAUGACAUUUUACGCGUCAGUGUCGAUUAAGUGAGGAGGCAGCGAGACUGGAUGAAGCUUGUGGUGUUUUCUAAACACAGCUUUGUUGCGAAUUGAUACUUGUGCAUGCAUUACUGUAAUGCAGUACAAUGUUUUAAAAUGGAUCAUUUGGGUACAUUUGCCUUUGUUUUCUCUUUCUGGUACAGUGAGUGGUGCAAAUAUUAAGUAUGUAAAGGAAUGUCUUUAGAAAUUUGCCUCAUUGCUUGUUUAAAAGGCUACUAUAGUUGAUUGUAAACCUGUCAGCUAGAUUAGAUCAGGGGGAAAAAAAAAAGUAAAUAAAUGAAAACUGAUGACCAUGACGGUAACAGGAAGAUUUUGAAUAAGAUACUCUAUCCUUAAGCCUAUUAUGUAGCAUAUAAACAUGUGUUGAGAUUAAUGCUCUACCCAACCCUGUAAAGACUUUUUUCUCCCUUACUAUACUAAAGCAGAGACACUGGUUCUGUACUUAUAGAAGUGUGUGUGUGUGUGAAGGUUUUGCUAUAGAUUAAUACAACUGAUGAUAUUCGUAGUGCUAAGUGCAUUAACCUAAUCAAAAUCCAUCUAUCAUGAUAAAUGCAUGUGCAUAACUAUUACUAUGCAAGCCUUACCUCCUUCAGUCAAUCACUGACCAUUUGAUUUCUCAUGAUAGCUGCUACAUGUACGUUUUAGUUUUACUGUUAUCACUCUUUUGGGUAUUAAACAGAAUUUCUAUUGUUGCUAAA